UCUUGCCGUCGCAGCACCACCGAGCAAAUCCACGAAACAAAAAUCUAACCAACAACUUGAGUCUUCAGAAGUACAGAUCAUCCAGCGAGCGAGCUAGCGAGAAUGGAGGGCAGGGUGUUCGGGCUGGAGACCCCGCUGAUGACGGCGCUGCAGCACCUGCUCGACAUCCCGGACAAUGAGGCCGGCAACGCCGGCGGCGAGAAGCAGGGCCCGACGCGCGCCUACGUCCGCGACGCGCGCGCCAUGGCGGCGACCCCGGCCGACGUGAAGGAGCUCCCCGGCGCGUACGCGUUCGUGGUGGACAUGCCGGGGCUCGGGUCCGGCGACAUCAACGUGCAGGUGGAGGACGAGCGGGUGCUGGUCAUCAGCGGCGAGCGCCAGAGGGAGGAGAAGGAGGACGCGAAGUACCUGCGCAUGGAGCGCCGGAUGGGGAAGCUGAUGCGCAAGUUCGUGCUGCCCGAUAACGCCGACAUGGAGAAGAUCUCCGCGGUUUGCCGCGACGGCGUGCUCACCGUGUCCGUGGAGAAGCUGCCGCCGCCCGAGCCUAAGAAGCCCAAGACCAUCCAGGUCCAGGUCGCCUGAGUUGGAGGACCUGCACGUUGAAUGGAAGCUGAGUCAGGGUAGUGAUCGAUGAGUAGUGAGUGAAUCUCCUGUGAUGAGUGUUGUGUCUGUGUUUUCGUUCAGGCUGGUUAUCGUGUCUGGGCAAUGUCGUGUCGGUGUGUGAUGGUGUGAUGUUUCGUUAAUGGAAAUGCCGAUGCUCUCCUGCUUUGUCUGAAUAAA
Lolium perenne is the source of this 780-nucleotide messenger RNA. Its product is annotated as 17.5 kDa class II heat shock protein. The record is from RefSeq and is a predicted model, not a curated record. Lineage: Eukaryota; Viridiplantae; Streptophyta; Magnoliopsida; Poales; Poaceae.